AAGCCUCCGCUUUCGACCGACUUCAAGCCUCCGCCUUCAAGCUCGACCGACCAUCAACAGCGACCUCCGAAAAUUCUCCUCCUCGGUUUCUUCUAACACUAAGAUGGAAGCGGCCACAAUAGAUUAUUCAGCAUCAGCAGUUGAAUUUAUGGAACUUGCUUUAGAGCAGGCUAAGUUUUCUUUCAACAAUCUAGAAGUCCCAAUUGGGUGUGUGAUUGUGGAGAAUGACAAGGUUAUUGCUUCUGGGAGCAACAAAACAACUGAAACACGAAAUGCUACAAGACAUGCAGAAAUGGAAGCUAUCGAUUUUUUACUAGAUAAGUGGCAAACGGAUGGACUUAAUCAAAUGCAAGUUGCAGAGAAGUUCUCAAGAUGUGAUCUCUAUGUUACAUGUGAACCAUGUAUAAUGUGUGCCUCAGCAUUGUCAAUUCUUGGAAUAAGGGAGGUCUACUACGGUUGUGCUAAUGAUAAAUUUGGAGGAUGUGGAUCUAUCUUAUCACUACAUCGGACUGAUUCUGAGCAGAUGUCCAGUGAAGAGAGCUUACAUGGAAAGGGCUUCAAAUGUACAGGAGGAUUCAUGUCAUCGGAGGCCAUUGCUCUUUUGCGGAGUUUUUAUGAACAGGGAAAUCCCAAUGCUCCAAAGCCUCAUCGGCCAGUACGAACUCUUGCUCCAUGCUAGAGUAGAUAUUCCCACCAAAAAAAAAAAAAAUUGGAGCAAUUUUCUCCUGGAUUCAAACAGUCUCAACGAACAGAGCUUUAUUUUUCUGAUCUCUUUUCUCUGUUUUUCAAGAAUAUUUUGCAUGUAAAUUAAAAAGAAACACAUGAAGGAGGGGGAAAAAUGCCUUUUGAAGUCAGUGGCAAGGUAUUAAUGUACAAACUCCGCUAUAAUGCAAGGCUGUCAUUCAUUUCCGCAAAAAAACAAGAAGAUCGAAUUAAUUCAUUACACAAUUUUUAUUGUUC
This is a messenger RNA of Asparagus officinalis (garden asparagus), 960 nucleotides long. Its product is annotated as tRNA-specific adenosine deaminase 2. The record is from RefSeq and is a predicted model, not a curated record. The coding region runs from base 104 to 679 and encodes 191 amino acids. Gene Ontology annotation, biological process: tRNA wobble adenosine to inosine editing. Lineage: Eukaryota; Viridiplantae; Streptophyta; Magnoliopsida; Asparagales; Asparagaceae. The transcript is spliced from 8 exons. Gene Ontology annotation, molecular function: tRNA-specific adenosine-34 deaminase activity; zinc ion binding.